Messenger RNA from Schizosaccharomyces octosporus yFS286, 658 nucleotides. RefSeq names its product transcription factor TFIID complex subunit Taf13. Gene Ontology annotation, cellular component: transcription factor TFIID complex. NCBI's taxonomy places the organism in Eukaryota, Fungi, Ascomycota, Schizosaccharomycetes, Schizosaccharomycetales, Schizosaccharomycetaceae. Gene Ontology annotation, biological process: transcription by RNA polymerase II; RNA polymerase II preinitiation complex assembly. The record is from RefSeq and is a predicted model, not a curated record. The transcript is spliced from 3 exons. Gene Ontology annotation, molecular function: protein heterodimerization activity. The coding region runs from base 88 to 423 and encodes 111 amino acids.
AAAGAGGUGACCAUAAUGUGAUAUUAGGCAUACAGAACUUGGACAAAAUUAAAGAGUUUUGUUUAGUUUUCAGAUUGGUACUUCACAAUGAGUAUGGAAUCUCGCCGUGGACGUCCUCCUACUCGGAGACAGCAUCUUUUUACAAAAGACUUGAAGUCUCUUAUGUACGCUUUUGGAGACGAUCUGAACCCUGCUCCAGACAGCGUAAAUGUCUUGGAAGAAAUUGUUGUUGACUAUAUAAAUGAAAUGUGCCUAGAAGCAGCUCGAAUUGCUGGCAAUCGCAACAAAGUAAAGGUGGACGAUUUCAAAUUUGCCCUUCGAAACGACCCUAAGAAGCUUGGCCGUGUUGAAGAACUACUGGUUCUUCAAAAGAUGAUUGCAGAUACUAGGAACGUUAUGAAGUACAACAAAGACCAUUUUUAAUUUCAGUUUGUUAAUGUCCCUUAUUAUAUAUAUGUAUUUGAGACGGCAUGCCGUAUAAUCUUUCUCACCGAUUCCUUGUUUUAUAUUUUGGGUUUACAAAUAUGUCUUGCAAUCUUCGCCGUUAUAUUUGCAUCUUUCUCCUUAUGUAGUUUUACUUAUACAAAGAACAUCGACUAUAUAAUUUAUAUGAAUAAAAGAAACAGAAAUUAAGACUGUCCAAAUAUCAAAAUGACCA